UCACAACUCUACGACAAUGAAGAUCCUACUCCUGUUUGCAGUUUGCCUUGCAACAGCCUCAGCUCGAGUAUUUACUCGCUGUGAGCUGGUCAAAAUGCUAAAAAACGCUGGGCUGGAUGGAUAUCGCGGACACAGUCUUGGAAACUGGGUGUGUUUGGCAUACUAUGAAAGUGGCUACAACACAGCCGCUGUGAAUCGCAACACUGACGGCAGCACCGAUUAUGGCAUUUUCCAGAUCAACAGUCGCUGGUGGUGCUCCAAUGGUGUAACUUCUUCCUCCAACGCCUGCCACAUCUCAUGCAGCAAACUUCUGACAAGUGACAUUUCUGAUGACAUUGAAUGUGCUAAGAGGGUUGUACGAGAUCCAAAUGGAAUUGGUGCUUGGGUUGCCUGGAGAAACCAUUGCAAAGGCAGAAACAUGGAUUCAUGGGUCGUUGGUUGUGGUGUCUAAAGCAGAAGCAGAAAACCUCAUCACUUUUAGAUAAUCAGACUGAUCAAAAAUAUUUUGACAUCUUGACAUGCUGAAGAAAAAGGCAGAAGAUAAAGAAUCCACCAUUAUUAAUGUCUAUUUUGUUCUUGGUUGUUGGUUUUACAGGAGUAUGUUGUUAUGUCUACAACCAUCUCAUAAAUCCAACAUGUAUUUAGUCAAUUAAAACAGACUCUGAAAAAACAUAUUUCAAAUAACUCCUGGGUUAAGACCCUUGUUCCAGCAUGGCGUGCAGCAAAAUUAAAAAGUGUUGAAUGUUAAUAAACAGCAUGCCAGCAAUCUCAUAUAAUCAAUAUUAUUUCUUGAAAAUAUCCAAUUUUUACCUGCUUCUUGAACUCUGGGAAAUAGAACUAGAGUCUUCAAACUGGUUCUCUAAACUGCAUGCACCCCAAGAUUGUUUUUUUAUCUCCAUUCAGCUGUUAAGUUUUCAUUAUUUCUUUAUUUUUCCUUCUAAUACAUUCUGUAUUGAU
This is a messenger RNA of Acipenser ruthenus (sterlet), 957 nucleotides long. RefSeq names its product lysozyme C-like. Lineage: Eukaryota; Metazoa; Chordata; Actinopteri; Acipenseriformes; Acipenseridae. The coding region runs from base 17 to 451 and encodes 144 amino acids. Gene Ontology annotation, molecular function: lysozyme activity. The record is from RefSeq and is a predicted model, not a curated record. The transcript has 4 exons.